GCAUCUAUUCGAACCAAAAAGUUCUAUGUUUUGUACAUUGUUUUGUAUACAAAAUCGAAUAAUAAAAUGCAAUUGAAUCAAAUUAAUCUGAAUCAUUCAUGUUAAAAAUUAAUGUAAUUUGUUUUAAAAAAUUGUUUGUUCUUCAUUUAAAAAUGUCUGGCUCGAAAAUUGAAAUUGAAUCGAUGGAUGUUGAUGAUCUUUGUCCUGUACAGGUUCAAAAAACAAAUACAAAUACGAAACCGCAAGCAAAAACAGAUUCGAAGCAUGAAGAUGGAAUUCAAAUCAAUGUACAAUCAUCUUUAUCGUCUCUGUUGAUAGAUUCUACGGAAAAAUUACCCAAUCGCAAAAUUUUAAAAGCUAAACGUAAUUUUUCAAGAGUCCAGACUAAAAACGGUGACCAUAAUCAUUAUUUAAUACUUGUUAUCGAUACGAAUGUUUUAGUUGAAGAUUUAAACCUUUUAAAAAGAUUAAUAAUCAAAUUUAAUAUCAACAAUGUACAAAUUCAUAAAAUUAUUAUACCAUGGACUGUGAUACAAGAAUUGGAUGGUCUGAAAUUGGAUCGGGAUAAUUAUCUGGUACGAAAAGUUCAAAAUGCCAUACGGUUCAUUAAUGAACAACUAAAAUUGGGUGAACACUCAAGAUUAAUUUGUCUGGAAAAGUCAUUUCAAAAUCAAAAUGAAAAAGAUGUUUUUAGCAAUAAUGAUGAUCUUAUACUUGGGUUUUGUAUUCAAUUUAACAAAAAUCCGCAAAAAUUUCUGCCCACGCUCACCAUUGAAAAACAAUGGAUAUUAAUUGCAUUGAUAACCAAUGAUAUAAAUUUACAAAAUAAAGCUAUUGUUCAUCAAAUGAAUUGCUAUAGUUUGAAAGAAUUGAUACAAAAAUACAAAUCACCUGAUAAAACGAUCCAAAUUAACAGCAAGCGUGAGGCGGCCAAUUCAACUGACAAGUCCAAAAGGGUUAAAACUGACAUUUCCGCUACGAGUUUUCGAAAUCCCUCAAAACGUUUUCGAACAAUCAGCCAGUCAUCAUCUGUCGACCUCGUUAAAGAAUUUCCUCGAAAGAAUCAUCUCACUACGGUGUCAACAAAAAUGGAUUCACCAUCACCAAGUCCUAUGGAUCCAAUGACUAGUGGCUCUUGUAAAGAAUUGGAUUCGAAAUACGCUCUCGAAACUCGCCUAGCUGAAUUUAUUAUUGCAAAAUUCAAGGAAACAUUUGGCAAUGAUUUGUGGCAAUCAACUUUGGGUGUAUAUUCACCUGAAAGCGCAACAUUGAUCGAUUCAUUGAGAAAAUUCAAAUCAAAUUGGGUGGGUGUAUUUUCUGAUUAUUUUCGUCGCGAUAAAAAGGUCAUACAGCUCGUCAAUGAAAUGCUGCAAUCGGUAAAUAAUCGUACUGCAGAAAAUUGUGAAAAACUUUUACAAAUGAUUGAAUUGGCAUUUGAAAGUCAAGUUGGUCAGCGUGAAAAUAAAUGGAAUGAUGAAUAAAAACUGUUUAAUGAAUA
Dermatophagoides farinae (American house dust mite) is the source of this 1498-nucleotide messenger RNA. RefSeq names its product Swt1 RNA endoribonuclease (gene Swt1). The record is from RefSeq and is a predicted model, not a curated record. Gene Ontology annotation, cellular component: nucleus. NCBI's taxonomy places the organism in Eukaryota, Metazoa, Arthropoda, Arachnida, Sarcoptiformes, Pyroglyphidae.